Molecule: messenger RNA, 3943 nt
Organism: Parnassius mnemosyne (clouded apollo)
Lineage: Eukaryota; Metazoa; Arthropoda; Insecta; Lepidoptera; Papilionidae
Source: the annotation of a GenBank genome assembly
AUACGGUCAAAGAUUUUUGCUCAAAGAAAGAUUACCAGCCGUGAUCAGUAGUCACAGAGUACUUUGAGUAAUCAGAAAUCAGUAGUUCAGUCACAGAAAACUAAUACCCUUUCAGUUGAGUUCAGUAGAUCAAGCUCGCGUUCACAACACGUAUCGUGUUAUCCAACAAUAAACUUUAUUGUUGAAAAAGCUAUAUGUAGGAAACAAGAAUGGCCUUUAGUGGAGUUUGUAAAAUUUGUUUAUGCGUUAAUGUACGCAUGUUUGUGUUAAAGAAGACUGGCCUACAAAAUUUAUAUAAAACAUUGACUAACAGUUUUAUGGAUGAUAGGGAUGUGGGGCCCAUAAUUGUCUGUUUCACCUGUCAUGCAAGACUCAUUCGUUGCAGAAGAUUACAACAACAGGCUAUUGAGUCAAAUGCAGUUCUGGAACAAUUGCUUGCAGGAGGGUCCACGACAAUAUCAAAACCACUUGAGGCAAGAGAUGAGAUUCAAUUCACACCAAUUUGUCAUAUAGAUAUCAUGCCAGUAAAUUGUGAUGUAGAAAAUGAUUGUAAGGACGAAAUUUUUAGCUUUGAAUCUGUUAAAGUUGAGGAAGAGAAUUUCGAAGAUGAUAAUUCCAACUUAGAAGAAAAUGGGAAUCAUGAAAUAGGUCAAUAUAUCACACUGACAAAUAACUUUUCAAAACCGUCUGAGAAAAUGAUUAAAUCAAAUUCAACUGAUAGUAAAAUAAACGAUGUACGUAAAGAAAACCUUGAUUUUGAAAGCCCUAUUAUUAAAUCUAACCCUAAAGAGAAAAAAGAUAAUCAACCAAUUAAUAAAAAAGGAAAGCAAUUUGCAAAGAUUAUGAAAAAUAAAAUUUUGAAUCGAAAGAGUGUAAAUAUACUUACAGAAAAAUCAAGUAGAGACGUUCUCGCCAAACACAUUUCAUACAGUCAUGAGACGCAAAAGAACUCGGACAUCGCUGCAGUUCGGACACAAGGUGAACAAACUCCAGUACCACAACUAAUGGAUAUAUUUAACUGUGAUAUUUGUGAAUUACAAACAUCUCAAAAACGUUGCACUUUGGCACAUCUUAAAGCGCACGUAGCUAAACAAAUGUACUGUUGUAAUAAUUGUGAUUAUAAAAGUAUUAGUAAAGAUAAGUUGCAAUACCAUAUGAAAAUUCAUACCGGAGAAAAACCUUUUGCUUGUAAUAGCUGUGACUAUAAAUGUAUUCAGAAAAGUAAUUUGCAAACACAUAUGAAAAUACACACUGGAGAGAAACCUUUUUCGUGUAAUAUCUGUAAAUAUAAAUGUAUAAGUAAAUCUAAUUUAAAAACACAUAUGAAAAUUCAUACGGGAGAAAAACCUUUUGCAUGUAAUAUCUGUGAAUAUAAAUGUAUUCAAAAAAGUAAUUUGCAAACACAUAUGAAAAUACACACUGGAGAAAAACAUUUUUCGUGUAAUAUCUGUAAAUAUAAAUGUAUAAGUAAAUGUAAUUUGCAAACACAUAUGAAAAUACACACCGGAGAAAAACCAUUUUCAUGUAAUAUGUGCGAAUAUAAAUGUAUACGAAAAGGUGAUUUGAGAACACACGUGAAAAUACACACUGGAGAAAAACCUUAUUCGUGUAAUGUCUGUGAAUAUAAAUGUAUUCAAAAAUGUAGUUUGCAAAGGCAUAUGAAACUACACACUGGAGCAAAACCUUGUUCAUGAGAUAACUGGUAAAAUAUGUACAAGAUUAUGUAAACAUGUCUUAUAUGUUUUCCUCUUUUCUCAAAAUAGUUCAAUGCGGUUUGAAGCAGCAGAUAGCAAGAGCAUAGAUAAAAUAAUUCAGAAAUUGAACAUAAACAAAGCUCCCGGAGCGGACUAGAUUCGCUGUGUUGACAUAAAAUCCUUAUGUGAAAAAAUCACAACAGCAAUUGCAAAGCUUAUUAAUACCAGUGUUCAUUCUUCUAUUUAUCCAUCAGAAUUAAAAGUAGGAAUAGUAAGACCCAUCUACAAAAAGGGGUCGCACUGUGAUUAUGACAAUUAUAGGCCAAUUACAAUACUUCCUGUGGUAGAUAAAAUAGUUGAAAAAUACAUAUGUAUUCAGAUACAAAAGUAUUAUAUAUCAAAUGAAAUUAACAAUUAUUUAGACGACAAGCAACACGUAAUUCUUUUAUUUAUUGACUUCAGUAAAGCUUUCGAUACACUUAAACACGAUUUAUUAAUAAAAAAAAAACUAGAUAAUACGGGCGUUCGUGGGCCUCUUCUCAGGUGGUGUGAAGAUUACCUCAAAGGUAGAAACUACCGGGUGAGAAUUGAAAACGAAUACAGUGAUGAAAUACCUGUCAUUACAGGAACAGCCCAGGGAUUGGUCCUUGGCCCUUUACACUAUCUGGCCUUUGUAAAUGACAUGGUGAACAUUAUUAAACAUAGUUCAGUGUAUCAUCAAUAUGCAGACGAUACUUGCCUAGUAAUAGCUAAUAAAGACAUUACAAGAGCACAAAAUGUUAUAACUCGAUUUUACUAACCUAUGUAUGUGGUCACAUGAUGCGGGAUUAAAUACAAUGAAAACUAAAAUUAUACAUGUACGCUCAACGCAGUCUAAUAAAAAGGAAAGACCAAUAAGAAUACUCGCACACAACCAUGACUUCCUUCAUAGAUCGACGAAAUUAAAUAUUAACUGUAAUUGUACUCAUCUAGAACAAGUUAACAAUUAUAAAUACCUAGGCCUGAUUGUGGACGAAAGAUUCCAUUGGAGUAAACAUGUUGAGUAUGUAUGUAACAAGCUACGGGCUAUGCUAGCAAAGUUUGCAAUACUAAAAUAUAAAAUGCCAUUUCCCAUUCUUGUGAAUCUAUAUAACGCUCUUGCUGAGUCUAUUAUUUCAUAUGGCAUUACGAGUUAUGGAAAAACAUUUUAAACUUACCUAAAUAAAAUACAUAAUCUACAAAUGAGAAUAUUGAAAAUAAUUAAACCUUCAUAGGUUUAAUUAUUUUCAAAGUUAGUUUAGUAAAAAUAAAAUUAUACAGUGAAAACAAUAUUGAAGGAACAUUUAAAUAUUGUAAAGUCUUACCUAUACAUACGAAAUUUCAGAUGCUAAUACUAAUCUAAUAGAACAAUUUCACAAUAAAAAAGUGCAAGUUAAAACUAACCAUAAAAUUAUUACAAGAAAAAUUACACAAAAUAAACUCGUAACAUCCAAAAUACAUAACUUCUAUGGAAAACGUACAAAUAGAUGUUUAAUUCCUACUUUAAUGAACCAAAUCCCCCCUGCAAUACUCUCAGAUUUCAAUGAGGAUAACUACAAAAAAAAAAUUCAAAAAAUAUUUUUAUGAACAGCUACAACGGGAGUAGAUUACAUAAAUGAAAUAUUAUACAUAUAAUUUACAUAUUAUAUACCAUAUAAUAAGCACAUAUGUACAUAUGCACAGGUGUAUAUGCACAUAUCUUUCUUAUAUAUUUAAAUAAUAAACAUGUUUAUUUGUUUAUAUUUUAGUGAGUGAAUUGUAUAUCUAUUUAAAUGCUAAAAUAUGAAUAAAUAAACAAUGAAAAAGUUUAAAUAAUAAAUAAAUAAAAAAAAAUCAUAUCAACUCACACUUUUUGCAGCAACCUGUAUACAGCUUCUGCUAAAUAAUCCGAGCGCUCUCUAAGAACGAUCUAAAUGUCUCGCCCACACUCGUGGGCUCAUCGAAACCUGUUCUCAGGUAAUACGGCCCGGUCAGCGCGGUGAUUUGCAAUUAACGUUGGGUUGUAAUUCAUGAAUUAAAUGUAUACAAUUAAACAUGUACCUAUAAUAAUAUUUGUAAGCAGCCAUAGAUUAGAUGAUUAUAUUAUUUAUUACGUUGUAUUAUAUGUGAGACUGUAACUUGCGGACAAACCUCACGGUUCUUUCAAGUUAAAUAGAUGUAACCCUUGUACCUAUUAAAAUGUUAUAAAUAAAUGAAAAAAAAAAUAUAUAAAUAUAUAAAGUGUACCAGGU